Molecule: messenger RNA, 684 nt
Organism: Agelaius phoeniceus (red-winged blackbird)
Lineage: Eukaryota; Metazoa; Chordata; Aves; Passeriformes; Icteridae
Source: the annotation of a RefSeq genome assembly
AUGAACCUAAGCUUCUUCGACCAAUUCUCAAGCCCAUCCUUUCUAGGAAUCCCACUAAUCCUUAUUUCUAUAACAUUCCCAGCCCUUCUCCUACCAUCCCUUGACAACCGAUGAAUCACUAACCGGCUAUCGACCCUUCAACUUUGAUUCAUCAAUCUAGUUACAAAACAACUAAUAAUACCCUUAGACAAAAAAGGGCACAAAUGAGCCCUAAUCUUAACAUCCCUUAUAAUCUUCCUCCUCCUCAUUAACCUCCUAGGACUACUACCAUAUACAUUCACCCCAACCACCCAACUGUCUAUAAACUUGGCCCUAGCCUUCCCCCUAUGACUAGCCACACUCCUGACAGGACUGCGAAACCAACCUUCUGCCUCACUAGGCCAUCUCCUGCCAGAAGGCACACCCACCCCACUAAUCCCAGCCCUAAUUUUGAUCGAAACAACAAGCCUUCUCAUCCGCCCAUUAGCACUAGGCGUGCGCUUAACAGCCAACCUGACAGCAGGUCACCUCCUCAUUCAGCUCAUCUCCACAGCCACAACAGCCCUAUUCUCCACAAUACCAGUAGUCUCACUCCUAACCUUCGUAGUCCUCUUCCUAUUAACAAUUCUAGAAGUAGCAGUAGCAAUAAUCCAGGCCUACGUCUUCGUCCUCCUACUAAGCCUUUACCUCCAAGAAAACAUCUAA